AAUUACGUAGUAACAAGUAGGCGACGACAGAAUUGACAUAGGAAAACCCUUUUAGGUUUUGGCCACAUUUGCGGUGUGAAAACGGAGCCGAGCAAAAGUCAAGUUGCUGUGUGCAGUUUCUAUAUUCAUUUUCUUGUUGUUUCGUUUUGAAUUUUUGGUUUUUCCUACAAUGGUUAAUAACAAGGACAACAAGAAACAGAAGAAAGAGCAGAAAUCGGUGGCAUCGUCGUCUGGCCUGGUCACCAAGAUGCGGCCAGCACGCCCCAAGGCCGCGAAACCGAUUGAUCGGAAGCUCAAGGAGGUGAAGGAACACAAGCCGCACUUUGACGACAUGAUCGGCAACAUGAGCACUCUGCUCAAGCCGGUGGAUGGAACAACCAUGACCAAAAAGACGGCCCCAGUGCAGCAGACCUCGCCGGGCAAGCCUUCUUCGCCGGGCAAGGCUUCGUCCCCAGGCAGGGCUUCCUCGCCAGCCAAGCCAACUUCGCCGGCUAAGCACCAGCACCCUGCACCAGCUGGACGGCACCCUUCUCCGGCUAGGUGGGAUGAACCCACCCACCCACAACUUUCUAUUGGUUGUUUUUCUGACAUACAAUUGAACCGCGAACUCCACAGCCCGGAGAUCCAACUACCUGGAUCUGCAUUACUUAAUGAAUUUUACGAUCAGAUCCCCAUGCCGGGAUCUCCGAUUUGGGAUCCCUUGGAAGAUCCCAUGGGUCAGCCGCUGUUCGUGGAGGCUGUAGUUACGCCGCCGGGCCAGUAUCCGGGGCUCGAGAUUGAGAUAGAAUCGGAACCUGAGGUGGUGAAUACCUGGGAAAGUGCUCAGGUGAGCCCGGUGCUCCAGGAGGUCUUGUUGGUGGUGCCGGCCUACGGACUGACCAUGUUCAUCCGGAAUCCGGAUGGCAGCUACGACCUGUACACCGGCCUGCAGUCGUCGCUCCCGGAGGUGGAGAAUGUCAAUAUCCCGGAUAUAUAAAUAUAAUUCUUAAAUUGGAAUUGAAAUUUGAAAUUUGCGCCCAAAUCAAAAUCGCGAUAUUUUUUGAUAUUUUUUUCCUUGGUCACCCUGCCGGCAGAACUGCUUUGUCCAGCCAGAAACUGCUUUGGCAACCCGUGGAGUUUCUAUAAAUAGUUUUU
Drosophila kikkawai is the source of this 1134-nucleotide messenger RNA. RefSeq lists its product as uncharacterized. The record is from RefSeq and is a predicted model, not a curated record. NCBI's taxonomy places the organism in Eukaryota, Metazoa, Arthropoda, Insecta, Diptera, Drosophilidae.